CCUCCCAUGGAGAGGGCAGUAGGUGAGGAGUGGAACAUCCCACUGCCUUCUGGACAGCGGCUGUGGCUGGUGUGAACUUCCUGGGUGGCAGGCCAGCCCAAAGAGAAUGCCUGGCUCAUCCACCCUCCCCGCUCCACUGGCCAAAGGGUGAGGAGCAUUUCCAGACCCUGAGGGCCAGCACCAGGCUCUUGUCACCAGCCAGACGAGCUGGCCCUGCAGGUUGAAGCUAUGGUGGGGAGACAAAGCCCUUCCUCAGGCCAUGGCCACCACCCUUGCUUAGGCCCCCUGGUCUCCCGCAGCCCAUCCAGCCGGGCCUGGUGCCCACCCUCACACAACUGCCUAUCAGUUAUUGUGUGCCUACCAAAUAGGCCACCCACACUGGAAUCUGUGUUCAAACCAACUUCACCUGGCCCAGAGCCACACUCUUCCUGUGACAGCCCGGGGCUCCUCUGAGCUGCCUCUUCUGCACCGUGACUCUUGGUAUCACAAUGACCAGGGUCCAGCCUGGCAGAGCCCUGAUGUUUCUGCCCAAUGGCACAGUCAGCCCAGAACCAUGUCGUCAAGCCCACAGGUGUGGCACAUGACCAUGCCGCCUAUCAGCAGGAGCAGCCCCACAGCCACAGUGCCCAGGUCCCCCAGCUCAGCCAGCAGCCCCAGGUCUCCGGGCACCCCAGGCUCAGAGAAAGUGGCCUCCCCUCUGGAGUGCUCCAUCUGCUUCUCGGGCUAUGACAACAUCUUCAAGACACCCAAGGAGCUCUCCUGCACCCAUGUCUUCUGCCUGGAGUGCCUGGCACGGCUGGCGGCCGCCCAGCCCACAGGUCAGCCAGGUAGCGAGGCUGUGCCCUGCCCAUUCUGCCGGCAACCCACAGCUGUACCCGCUGCUGGAGCCCCUGCGCUGCGCACCAGCCGCCAGCUGCAGGCCCGGAUGCCAGCGCACCUGCGGCAGGAGGAGCCCGUGUGGGUAGAGGGCACCAAGCUGUGCUAUUACCCACCGCCCUCUGUGCCUGGCCCGGUGGAGCCCGGCUUCAUGUGCGUGGACAUAGGCCCAAGCAAGCCCGCUGAGCCUGCUGCACCUGCGCCCAUCCCAGGCCCUGCCCAGCAUCGGGGGCUCUUGGCCCGCUGCUGGGCACGCUGCAGGGACUGGAGGCGCGUGGUGCUCAUCACAGCCCUGCUGCUCGUGCUCUUCUGUGUGGUCCUCUGGCCUGUGCAGUGCGCGCUCAGGACUGGGAGUCUGCACUGCCUCCCCCGGCCUCCCUCCACCGCCGCCACUGCUGCCACCACCUUCUCACUCGGGUCCCUGGUGGACAAUUAGUGUCAGCACUCCCACCCAGCCCACCCCUCCCGGAUCCCAGAGGAGCCACCACAUCUCUGAGGAACCCCACCCCAUUCAGCACACACAACCCCCGCUCUCUGGGGCUGGGUCCUAUGGGGUGGACAAAAUGGUCCCCAGAGCUUCCAAGAAUCAGAUUCCUAUGGGCUCCAGAGACCACCUCCCUAACCCCCAUCUUGCAGAUGGGGAAACUGAGGCCCAGAAGAGACAGCUUGGCAAGGCCCCUCCCUGUCCACACUGUGAAUCUGCAGGACCUACCCCUUGCUGAAAAGGGAAGGGGCUUGCCACCCUCAUCUUAUUUUCACAUUUCACCAUGGUUUCUCACUUCCCCAGGCAGGGCUGGCCCCUUCCCUUGGGUGGCCACGGGGACAGAGGGCAGUGGCAGGGAGCCCAGCUCCCCAGUGCCCAUCCUGCCCUCCUGAAUUGUACAUUUUUAAAUAAACUAUUUUGUACCCACAUUGAUAAGGGGUCCUCACCCUCUGUGUUCUUUCCUGUACCAUUAAGCCCCUCUUUCCAGAAAAGUCCAGUCUGUCCCUUCCACAAAGACUCUGAA
Messenger RNA from Dama dama (fallow deer), 1883 nucleotides. RefSeq names its product ring finger protein 223 (gene RNF223). The coding region runs from base 554 to 1312 and encodes 252 amino acids. The transcript is spliced from 2 exons. Gene Ontology annotation, biological process: protein ubiquitination. The record is from RefSeq and is a predicted model, not a curated record. Lineage: Eukaryota; Metazoa; Chordata; Mammalia; Artiodactyla; Cervidae. Gene Ontology annotation, molecular function: ubiquitin protein ligase activity.